AUGGAUGAAGAGGAGCAGUUUGUGAACAUUGAUCUGAAUGACGACAAUAUCUGCAGUGUCUGCAAGCUGGAGACCGAUACAGGAACCUUAUCUUUCUGCCAUGUCUGCUUUGAACUCAGCAUUGAAGGUGUUUCUUCAGCCACACUUUUGCAUUCAAAGUCUCUACGCGGCCACAGAGACUGCUUUGAGAAAUGUCACCUCAUCGCUAACCAGAAGCUGUCACACUCCAAGGUGUCCCGAAGUGCCUACGAGGGCAUGAAACUUGCCCUAAGCCAAAAACUCAAUCGUAUCAUCCAGUACGCCCAGAACAAAGACAAUGUCCCUUCAAAUGGCUUCAGCCGACGCGGGUCCAAGCUUCUGUGUUACAGCCAGCAGGGCGACCGUAAGCUGUUGCCUCAGUCGGAACCCCAGGUACCCCGUUAUGCUCCCCGCUGGGAAGCGGGGGAAGCGACGAGGUUGCCUGACUAUACAAUGGGGAUGUUGGAGUGCCACACAGCCCAGGAAUUGCGGAUGCUUGAGGGAGACGUGUGGUCCAGUGGCAACAGGAAAGCUCUACACAUCCGUAAUCCACCGUCAGUGGGAGGCCAGACUGAACGCAAACAUCAGAGCCACAGCAGAGAUGAAUUGACUAAAAUGUGUGUUGAUGAGCUGCAUCACUUGAACUCCCAGCUUCUCAUGAAGAUUCAAAAUGUCUUCGAGGAGCUGACUGCGGCCGUGCAGGAGAAAGACUCGCUGGCGUCCGAGCUGCACGUGCGACAUGUAGCCAUCGAGCAGCUUUUCAAGAACUGUGCCAAGCUGCCCUGGUUGCACAUUAGCAGGGCUGGGGUCAAGACGACCGCCAGCAACAGCAAUGGUGUCGGAGGACCUGUGGAGUAA
Messenger RNA from Nerophis lumbriciformis (worm pipefish), 876 nucleotides. Lineage: Eukaryota; Metazoa; Chordata; Actinopteri; Syngnathiformes; Syngnathidae. The record is from RefSeq and is a predicted model, not a curated record.